Molecule: messenger RNA, 5130 nt
Organism: Phoenix dactylifera (date palm)
Lineage: Eukaryota; Viridiplantae; Streptophyta; Magnoliopsida; Arecales; Arecaceae
Source: RefSeq, a predicted model, not a curated record
ACUGGGCACCAUGUGAGUACCACUCUGGAAUAGCAUUUAUCUUUUAUUAAAAUCUAAUAAGCAAAAUAUCAAUCAGGAAUAACUCAUAUUGUCGCACUUUAGCUCCAUUGAUUCAAAUGAGAGUCCAGCUGAAGCGUGAGAGACGGGAAAUGCAGUUGCUUUUCUAGAUGCAGGAAUUCCAUGCAAUCAAAUUAAUACAGCUUCAAUUAGCAUAUAAACAUAACAUCACGAGCAAUUGCCUGCCUGAGACGCAGUCAAGAAGAUCAGGCAGAUUCCUUCGCUGGUGGGGGCAAUGCGAUAUUAGACCAACAUGUCAAGAGAUAUUAGACCAGCUAAUACAGAUGUAAUACUGCUGAGUGGGGGCACAGCCUCAGACCAUUGUUUCUCAAAAUAAAGAACGUCUGGGCUCACCAGCGUGAAUCACGGGGUCGUUGUGUUUACUUUGGGUCAACCCGAAGAAUCUGUCAUUAUCGAUGCCAAGUCAUUCGCAGUUCCGCUGCGUUUACUUGGGGUCAACCCAUUGGAUCUCUCAUUUUUGUUGCUGAGACAUUACCAGUUCCUGUCUUUCCCCUCCAUUACUUGCAAUCAGUCCACAAAACAAUUUAUAGAGCACAGGAUCUUCGCAACCCCUUGCCAUCCUUUCUUGGUCAUUUUCUCUAAUGGCCCCAGCAACAUCCUACAUCCUGUUCCUCUCAAUCUUCUCAUUAGCGUUUGCACUGGAAGCAGCUCAACCAAGGCAGUCCAACAUAAGCUUGGAGACCUCCCUCCAUCCCACCAUCAACCCUACGUCAUGGCUCUCACCAACUGGACGUUUUGCCUUCGGAUUCUACCCAGAAGGUACCGGCUUCUCCAUUGGAAUAUGGCUCGUGGCAUCUCCUGAAAACACCACUGUGAUAUGGACAGCAGACCGAGAUGACCCACCGGUGACCAAAGAUGCUGCAUUAAAGCUAACCAAUGACGGGCUCGAGCUGCUCCUACCACAAUCUGAAGCGAGAGUCAUCUCCCAGAUUUCCGCAAACACCGAUGCUUUCUCUGCUUCCAUGCUCGAUUCUGGGAACUUUGUCAUCUACGACUCUAACUUUAAUGUCGUAUGGCAAACCUUUGAUCAUCCAACUGACACAAUCAUGGCAAAUCAGGUGCUGCUCGCUGGAAAUGAGCUCGUUUCCAGAAUAUCAGAAACCAACCACUCGAGUGGGAGGUUUCAGCUCAGCAUGCAGACUGAUGGGAACCUCGUUCUGUAUCCUGUGGCAUCCCAAGAUAAUCCAGAGGAUGCUUACUGGGCCUCCGGAACAAAUGGAAUGGGCUACCAAAGCUUACAUCUCGAUGACAACGGUAGGCUGUACCUGCUCAACAGCAACGGCACACACAAUCUAACGGGCGGUUUCUGGAACGGGACGGCACUAGAGUAUCGUGCAACGCUUGAUUUGGAUGGGAUCUUCCGGUUAUAUUCUCACGAUCUCGAGUCAAACGCAGAACAUGUUUUUGCUGAAUUCCCGAAAGUCGCAGAUCUGUGCAAGGUCAAGGGAACCUGUGGCGUGAACAGCUACUGCACUUCCGCAAAUGGACGGGCGGUAUGCUUGUGUCCGCCUGGUUUUGAUCAUCUCGAUACUAAGAGCACAUCGAGCGGAUGCAGUAGAAACAUCACGACCAUUGGUUGCUCCUUGAAUGAUGAUAACACGACAUACAUGUCCCCUCUGGAGAAUGUAACAUGGAUGAGCGAUUCCUAUACUGCAUCAUGGUCUGUGACAAGCAAGGAAGAAUGCAGUGAUGCAUGUUUGAAAGAUUGCAAUUGUGCUGCCGCUCUGCUUCAAGACGGUACGUGCAGCAAACAGGCGCUUCCGAUGAGGUAUGGGACAAUAGGCAGCACUGCCACAACAUUCAUCAAGCUGGUUAACCUGAGCGCUGGAGGAAGGCCCGAUAGCAGCCAUGGAGAUAGAGGCCCGGCUGCAGCUCCCGUUAUUGCUACAAAGCAGAAGUUUAGCGCCACGAUUUUAUUCGUGUCCGUGGCUAUUGUUGCUGGUAUAGUUUCCACCUUGGCUGCUUUUAUGUUCUUUUUUUACAGGUAUCGAGCUGGAAGAUACAGAAGGAUGGGGAGAAAUAGAGAGCCAGCUAUGGUGGACGGAAUAGCACCCAGAUCUUUUUCCUACCAUGAGCUGAGGGAAGCGACCCAGGGUUUCAAGGAGGAGCUGGGCAGGGGCGCCUUUGGAACUGUCUUUAAGGGGACCUUGCCUAGCGGUGAAAGAGCCAUUGCUGUGAAAAAACUUGAGAAGGUGGUGGAUGAGGGAGAAAGGGAGUUCCGAAGAGAGAUGAGGACAAUUGGAAGAACUCACCACAAGAACUUGGUAAGACUGCUCGGCUUCUGUGAUGAAGGUGCUAACAGGCUCCUAGUCUAUGAAUACAUGAGCAAUGGAUCGCUUGCAGACCUUAUCUUUAAGGCUGACAGGCACCCAGAUUGGGAUGAGCGCGUGAGGAUUGCGUUGGAUAUCGCUAGAGGGAUCCAUUAUCUGCAUGAGGACUGCGAAACCCGUAUCAUACAUUGCGACAUAAAACCUCAAAAUAUACUGAUGGAUGAAAAUUGGACAGCGAAGAUAUCAGAUUUUGGGUUAGCAAAGUUGUUGAUGCCGAGUCAGACAAGAACAUUCACAGGCAUUAGAGGGACAAGGGGGUACCUUGCACCAGAAUGGCACAAGAAUGCGCCGAUAUCGGUGAAGGCAGAUGUUUACAGCUUUGGCAUUGUAUUGCUCGAAAUUGUAUGCUGCAGGAGAAAUAUGGAAUUGGAAGCUGAAGCAGAUGCAAUUAUUCUUCUGGACUGGGUGCAUGACUGCUUUAUGAAUGGAGAGUUGGAGAAGCUUGUGCCUGAUGAAGUGGAUACGACAGAGUUGAAUAGGCUUGUGAAAGUGGGGCUCUGGUGCAUUCAGUCAGAACCAGGUUCUCGUCCUAGCAUGAAGAAUGUCGUGAUGAUGCUGGAAGGGAACGUCGGCAUACCCCUUCCCCCACCACCUGGAUUUAGUUCCUGACCUGCAAGUGCACCCAAGCCUGUCCAAAUUAAGUGUCCCCUGAUAGCUAUGGUGAUUUGUCCAUUCAAAAAAGACAGGUAUGGUGAUUUCUAUUUCGAAUAAAACAAGUUGCACUCUUUGCAUUUUUAUGCAAGUAUAUCUGUCAUUUUGUAUGUUUUUGAAUUUAUGGGAACCUAAUGAUGCAGUAUGCAAUCUUUGUAUUUCCAAUAACCAUUUUACUUUAUGUAAAAGAUGAGUAGUCGUUUGCAUGUAUAUCACCUUUCAAGCACUUUACAAUCUUAUUCUUUUCAUGGAAGAUUUUCUAAGACAGAGCAUGUGUGAAAUGUGAUUAUGCAAGGCCUCUCUUCAUUAUGAGACUCUCUGUAGUUUACCGAAAUUUUCAUUGUCGUCUCCUGAUCAGGAUCGUGUCCUGCGAGGCCCCAAUGGUAGAUCAUAGAUAACCACCAUUUUUCCUCAUCAAUUGAAGCCAUCCUCAAGUGAGAUGGGCUUUAGUACAUCAAUUAGUGCUCGAUAGAAACUCCUCCAUUGGGUUUUUUUUUAAUGGUUAUUCUCUUCUAGAGUUCCAGGUAGAAAAAUACCAAGCUGAAAAAUAUUACUCUAGGGACCUGGUGAGAGACUGCUUAGAUGCUUGACUACUUUGCUUUUUCUUAUCAAGAACACUAUCAUACCGCUAGCCUAGUAGUUUUAGAGACGAGUUUGAGAGACCUAGAAUGAAGUGGCACCUUUGUGUAGUGAAGUCAGUAUAGAAUAUUCCAUCUAGUUAGUGGACAUGGUAGGCACGAGGCUGCAGAGACUGGUGUUAGUAUGGCUGUAAAUGGCCUAUUCGUUCAACUUACAUGGACCUAAUUCAAGCCAAAUUGUUGGAUAAAUGGCUUCACAAUAAUCUUUAGCAGCUCCCGUGCUAACCAAAGUAGCUCAUGAUCAUUCAUCAAGGUGUUCAAAGCCUUGCCCUUCCCUAUAUGGAGGACACCUUAUGCAAAAAGAACAACAACAACAAAAAAAAAAUACAAACCCUUCGCUGCUGGUUAAAUGAGUAAAAACCAUGCAAGGGCAGAAUCCAUGGGCAUAUACAGGACAUGUCAUUGAUGCAGAUACACGUAAAAGAGUUGAUUAAGGGCCUGCCUGUAUGUCUAAAUAAAUUAUCGGCAAAACAUAUAGUCGUGGAAAAAGCUAAGUAGCUAGCAAUUUUUUCAAAAAGUUUUUAAAAUUUUUGAGAUUUCAUGAAACCUAUUAUUCCUAAAAAAAUAUCUUCUACAUAAAAAUAUUAUCCAAAAAUAAUGGGAUCGAAACUUUCAUUGGCUGCUCAUGAUCUUCGUUACUUAUUUCAUGCAACAACCUAAGACCUCACCCAAAAAGGCUAACUGGAUGGUAUUAUUUGGAUUUCUUGAUCUUAGUAUAAAUACCCAAGAUCUUCUCGGCGAAUAACCAACCUUCCAUUUUUAGCAAAAUAAAUAACCAAGCUUCCGUUCAAGCCCUAACGUCUACAUCAGGCUAAGAGUUCAAAUCCAUUCAAAUCUAAUCACAAGCACUGCGAUCGGCCCGUAGUCUGCCUCUAUGAACCCGUACUGCAAUAUCUUCUAGUCUACAUAGGCUAUGGGCCGAAUUCGCUCUGAUAUAAUUUGUAGCAAUCAAAGACCUCACCUAGAAAGGCUAGCUAGAAGGUAUUAUUUGAAUUCCUUGAUUUAAGUAUUCAAGAUUUUGUCGGCGAAUAACCGAUGUGGAACAAGAUUAGCAAAAAUAGAGCAAGUAUAGUUAUGUGAAGGUAUAUGUAACAUAAUUAUAGCUGGUUGGAUAAAAUGGAAAGGCUCAUCUAGAAUAUUAUGUGGUAGACAAAUACCUUGGAGAUUUAAGGAAAAAAUUUAUAUAACAACUGUAAGACCUGCUGUAUUAUAUGGCUCAAAGUAUUGGGCAAUAAGAAAGUACACAAAAACAAGUUGAAUGUAGUAGAAUGAGAAUGUUAAGAUGGACAUGAGGUAAAACUAGAAAGGGUCAAAUAAUUAGUAGAGUUGGAGGAGUUAGACAAAUUAAGGAUGGAAAAUAGUUUAAGAUGGUAUGAUCAUGAUCUGAAGAAACUCCAGUAAGAAGUACUUUGGUUUUUGUUGAAGGUGGUGGA